Messenger RNA from Durotheca rogersii, 2856 nucleotides. RefSeq lists its product as uncharacterized. The transcript is spliced from 4 exons. The coding region runs from base 466 to 2496 and encodes 676 amino acids. The record is from RefSeq and is a predicted model, not a curated record. Gene Ontology annotation, molecular function: RNA polymerase II cis-regulatory region sequence-specific DNA binding; DNA-binding transcription factor activity, RNA polymerase II-specific; zinc ion binding. Gene Ontology annotation, biological process: regulation of transcription by RNA polymerase II; DNA-templated transcription. Gene Ontology annotation, cellular component: chromatin. Lineage: Eukaryota; Fungi; Ascomycota; Sordariomycetes; Xylariales; Xylariaceae.
CUUAGUACCCGCCUAUAUCUUUAAAACUACGAUGUGUCAAUACGUGCAUUUACGCCUCUCAUCCUUUUAUUCUUGGGGGACGAGCGGCGAGGCUCAACGGGUGAUGGACUUGUCGGCCAGGUCGCGUAAUGCGCGCACUUUAGGUAUUUUCUAUGGGGGCAGGUGAUUGUCGGCAACGGCACGCAAUGCUUUAGUGCUUACCGAGGAGAGAAAUCCCACGCUUCUCCCCGUCACCUCGACUCAACUCUCCGCCUCUCCUUCUCGUGUGUCCUAUGCAGUCUCCGAUAUCACGGAACCCAGCCACUUUCGCUUAUAGAAUACUUGCUAUGUUUUAUACGUGCCCCUCCGAAACCGAGCCCUAAUCACCCUCUAGUUCGUGGUCCGCCAGUCUCAGCCUAGGAGGGAAUAUGUCUUUCUUGCUGAUAACGACGUGACUUCGCGAGAUCUAACCGCCUUCUCCAAACCAUGCCGCGAGGCCGGCCCAGGGUCGUCGUGGCUCCGUGCCUGUACUGCGGCAAGCAAUUUAAACGACAGGAGCAUCUCAUUCGCCACGAGCGCACGCACACGCACGAGAAGCCAUUUGCUUGCGCGUGCGGCCAGAGUUUCGCCAGGCGAGACCUGCUAGCUCGCCACACGAGAAUAUCGCACCCGCGCCCCGAGAUGACGCAGGCGCCGGCAGCCUAUGAUGGGGAGGCCGUGGUCGGUGUAAGUGACCCCGGCUUCUUUUGGGAUCCGGACUUUGCGACUCAGGAUCUCUUGCCCGCCACGCUUCUCGACGUCGACUUUUCUCUCCUCGACGUGCCAGUAAGCACCAGGCCCCCGCGCGUGUGCAGUUUCCAGCGCUUCAGUUCUCAGCUGCCCUCGUUGGGCGACAGCGACGACGAGAGCGACGUGUCGGCAAACGACGGCAAUGCAGCAGCAGACAACGAAGCGGAAGACGGCGCCACCGCCAAUCCUGCGCCGUGGUCGAUCAGCGCGUCUCAUUACGAGAACCUCUGCGCGCAGAUCCAAUCCCACGCAGACGUGCUCCCGACUGCGUGUUCCAUGCCGUCUAGAAAUGUAUUCACUAGGUACCUGGAAACAUACAUUCGAUGUGUCCAGCGUUUUUUCCCCUUCGUUCACGUGGCCACAUUCGUAGCCGAGCGGAGGGACAUCGAACUGCUGCUGGCCGUAGCCGCUCUCGGGUCGCUGUACGCAUACGAAACGUGCAAGUCUUACGAGCUGUACUUCAUGGCCAAGGCGAUGCUCUCUGAGAGGAUGCGCCGAGACGAGCUCAAGUUGGCUUCGGAUUUGGUAUCCGGGCGAGGCGGUUCGAUCCCGAACACCGUAGGCAACCUCAGGACGAUCCAGACGCUCGUUUUGCUCAUAUCCUUCGCGUCGUGGGCCGACACGAAGGUCAUGCCGGAUGCGUUAUCCAUAGGCAGUCAGCUCGCCUCGCUGGUGCGAGCGAAUGGCAUCUCGACGCCGGACGCGAUGCCACCGGACGUCGACUGGCUAUCGUGGGUUGCCGUCGAGGAAAGGCGGAGGACGUUACUCGCUGCCUAUGUAGUGCUCAACCUACAUUGUAUCGCUUUCGGCACGCCUCCACUGCUCCUGAACCACGAAGUUGGCCUCUUUCUGCCCGGAUUUGCAGAGCAUUGGGCUACAAAAAACGCAUCGCAAUGGCGCCAGACCCCCCUCCAAGUCGAGCGUCAAUUCCAGCAAGGACUCCGCUCCCUCUUCGAUGGCACCGGGAUCCCUAAGGAUUCGAGCGUGUCUUCGAUCUCCAACUACGUGCUCAUCCACGGACUGCUCCAACAGAUCUACGUCGACCGUCACUCUACGGGUUCCCUACAACCUGCUACAGUGCAAUCGUUCGAGACCGCCCUCCGCAACUGGCAGCUCUCGUGGGAACUCACCGAUGAAUCGAGUCUCGAUCCGUCGUCUCCCAAAGGCCCGCUCGGGCUUAGUUCGACUGCUCUGUAUCGGCUAGCUUACGUUCGUUUAAAUUCGAAGAUAGGACCCUGUCGGUGGCUCCUCUCUGGGGAAAUACAGCGGAUUACCGAUAGGAGCACCGAGAUGGGCAGGUCGAAGCAGUUCGAUAAAGCUCUCAUCCACGCGGCCCACGCGCUCAGCGUACCUGUGCGCCUUGGGAUCGGCGUGAUGGCUCGUGCCAACACGCCGAUAUGGACGGUCGAGCACUCGCUGUGCAGCCUCGAGUGCGCCCUGCUGCUCCGAGACUGGCUCGAAGCGACGUCGGCGACUCUCAGCGCUUACGGCACCGAGACGCUGCGCAAGACCGAGCGGAAGCUUCUCCAGAUCGUCACCGAGAUCAUCCAGGAGACGCACCUGGCCGACACGCUGGACGUCCUCGAAGACGAGGCCUCUCACCUCCGACGCAUGGGCUCGACGGUAAUCAGAUUAUGGGCCGAGAUAUUCCAAGGCGCUCACGUUCUCGAGAUUGACAAUGUCAUCGGCGCUAGCCUCCGCCUCCUAGCAGGCCCUAGUCUAGAUUGAUGCAGAUCUUGCCCGUGUGCUUCCCCGAGCCGACGUACUCGAACGCCGCGAUGAUGUCCUCCCGAUCGUACUUGAACGUCCUCUCCAACGGCGCGGGCAGCUGGCGGCUGCCCACUAGGCGAACCGCCUCCUCGAGCUGCUGCCUCGACCCGCCCAUGAUGCCGCGAACGGUGACGGACUUGCUCAGCACCGAGAGGAGUAUCUCCGUCUUCCUGUCGAUGGUGAGGCCCGUGAGGAACCCGAUCAGCGAGAUAGUCCCCCCGGGAGCGACGGCCUCGAGGCUUUGCUCGAGCGUCCCGAAGCCGCCGAUGUCGACGACGUGGUCCACGCCCCGGCCCUCGGUGAUGCGCAGCACCUCGG